Eimeria maxima is the source of this 1428-nucleotide messenger RNA. RefSeq lists its product as hypothetical. Gene Ontology annotation, molecular function: transcription cis-regulatory region binding. NCBI's taxonomy places the organism in Eukaryota, Apicomplexa, Conoidasida, Eucoccidiorida, Eimeriidae. The record is from RefSeq and is a predicted model, not a curated record. The transcript has a single exon. Bases 1 to 1428 code for a protein of 475 amino acids. Gene Ontology annotation, cellular component: nucleus. Gene Ontology annotation, biological process: regulation of transcription by RNA polymerase II.
AUGCAGCUGCAGCAAGGCGCAGCAGAUGCUGCUGCUGCAAUUAUGGGGAUUUUCUCCCAAUUCAACGGGAGUGCAAGAGAGGUGGGGCGGCUGCAUCGAAGGAGGAGGGGAAGGAACAACAACAACAACAAUAACAACAACAGCAGCAGCAGCAGCAGCACUAGUAGCAUUAUAACCUGCAGCAACUGCAGCAACAGCCUCAGCAGCAGCACAUGCAGCAGCAGCAGAGGCGAGCCUGUUGGGUUUAAUACAUUUCCUCUCCUUAGAGAAGGCCAGGAAAUAAAUGGUGCAAGGACACCGGAGCUGCCUACUGGCGACGGGCCUUUUGCUGCUGUUGCUGCAGCAGCAACAGCAGCAGCAGUAGAUGCUAUAGCAGGGUCUCCAGGGUCUCCUGCUGCAUUAACAACAAUUGCUGUUGAAGGUUCGCUGCUGCUGGUAGCAGAAGCAGCAGCAGCAGCAGUGCAAUUCUUUAGGCGUCUGUUUGGGGUCGAGACAGACAGCAGCAGCAGUUGCAGCAGCAACAGCAACAGCUGCAGCAGCAACAGUAACAGCUGCAGCAGCAGCAGCAGCAACAGCUGCAGCAGCAGCAGCAGCUGCUGGGAUGUCUUCCCCCUACUAAAAGCAUGCACUGGCUCAUUGCUUAGUUUGAUCCCCUCAGACACAGCAUCAUUUAUAGACACACAGCAGCAGCAGCAGCAGCAGCAGCAGCAGCAACAGCAGCAACAGCAGCAACAAAUGCAGUGGGAACAACAGCAGCAACUGCAGCAGCAGCUACUUCAGCAACAGCACAUGCUGCAACAACAUCAGCAGCAAUUCCUACAGCAUCUUUCUUUCCCAUACCAAGAGGAGCAGCAGCAACUGCAGCAACUGCAGCAAAUGCAGCAACUGCAGCAAAUGCAGCAAAUGCAGCAAAUGCAGCAACUGAAGAAUUCCCACAUCUCUUUUCCCUCAGAAGAAACGCAAGUUGAUUGGCCAACGGACAGUUUGCUGCAGGCUGCUGCUGCUGCUGCUGGUGGUACAGUAGCAGCAGCAGCAACAGCAGCACCUGAUGCAGCAGCAGCAGCAGAAGCAGAGAUAGACUGGGAGCAGCUGCUGCUGCGAGCAGCAUCUCGGUUGGACAGCCAAGGAGAACACAUCAACUCCGUAAUACCUGCUGCUGCUGCUGCUGCUGCUGCUGCUGCUUCUGCUGUUGCUGGUACCGUUGAUGCUGCUGUUGCUCCUGUUAGUAUUAGUAUUGUUGCUGCAGCUGCUGGUGCUGCUUCUGUUGCUGCUGUAGCCGGUUCUCCUGCUGCGAGUGCUGCUGCUGCAAACUCUGCCUCUGCUGCUGCUGCUGCUGCUGCUACCGGCCUGGUUGCUGUAGCAGCAGCAGCAGCAGCAUCAGUAGCAGCAGCCCUUAUACCUUCAUACAAUUUCUUCCCUUCCUACUGA